Molecule: messenger RNA, 1697 nt
Organism: Pocillopora meandrina
Lineage: Eukaryota; Metazoa; Cnidaria; Anthozoa; Scleractinia; Pocilloporidae
Source: the annotation of a GenBank genome assembly
AUGGCGUCUACAGCAGCCUCAACUGAAAGGGAAAACUUUCCAUCAUCGUUCAGCAGCAUGAAAUAUCAGUAUCCACCUGUGUUCAAAGACCUCCUCAUCCGCCUUGUCAAAUCUUUAACCAGUGAAAAUCGUGCAGCAUUCCAGUUUUGGUGUAAGGGUCUUCUCCCGGGCUCUAUGUUGGAUGGCGACAUGACCACUGAUGCUGAGUUCUUCGCAUUGAUCAAUUCCCUUCUGAAUUCUAAUGAAUUAUCUCUCACCAACAUGAAAGUGCUUAAAGAUUUCCUCUUAAGUAUUGGUCGUGAGGAUCUGCUGCAGGAGCUUAAGAAAGUAAAAUUGCAAAUCUCAAUUGGUAUCAUUUUAGAAGAUUACCUGAAGUUCAAAUCUGUUGAUGGCUUCCGCCAGGGCACUCCCAUGAAACCUUCUGAAAAUCACAGUAAUAUCGUGAAGCUUCUACUCACCUCUAAAGAAGAAAAUCUUCGCCUGAUUGCACAAAUCCUUGGACAGUUGAAACCACUUUGCUCCGAUCAAAACUUCGUGAAGAAAUUUACAAAUAUUGCUCUUCUUGGCUCAAAACUAUCGUGGCCGAUGAUUAACUCAUCUUUGGUUAUUAUUGGCGAGCUUUAUGCUUUGCUUACACCACAGUCAAGAAGUUUCGAGAGUGGUUUUUAUGUUUACCUGUUUUCCAUGACCAAGGCAAGCAAGUUGCUAUCAGAUUGGAUGUUUGAAAACGGUGGUUUGGUAAGUAUACUGGAGCUACAUACGCUUAAUAUAUAAAAAGCUCCCUGAAACAUAAAUUUGUGUGUCACGACGUUAAAUUACCUGAUUAGUGAACAAAAGUUUACACUUUCAUGUACAUAAAGAAAAAUGACAAAUCUUGAUUGCGGUAGCUGCAUGUGAUUUGGCUAACUUUUGUUUCUGCAACAGAUGGCAACCCUGGCCUAAAGGAAUACAUUGUGUCAGUGUUGUGAUUAUCCUUCGAAUUCAAUAUGCACAAUUUGCAGUUUUAGCGUACGUUGGUAAUGAGAAUAAAAACAGCAGAAGAAGAAGUGAUGAGCCAGUUUCAAUCAUCAUUUAUAGUUUUCUAUUCAACAUUUAUCUGCUUAAAGGGACGAGCAUUUGAGUGCAAAGUGCUUUUGUAAAGGAAAAAAGUUUAUUAAUUCUGCCAUGCUUGAGGUAUGCUAUUAAAUACUCAGGCCCUCCAAGGUGCGAAUUCUGUCCGCUUGUCUUCGAGCUAGAAACACCCAAAAACUGCUACCUAACUUUUCUUUUCUUGAGAAAAAUUUUGUUUUGCAUGAAGAGAAAACUAAAUGCCCAUAGUGGUUCAUUGCAAAUUUAACACCAUUCGAUGACUCUGGAAGACCUUUCAAGCAAACACAAUUGUUGUAUUCACAACGAGAGGUCAUUGGCAUGCAUGAAAAAAUAUACAUUACAGCAUAAAAUGUUGACAAGUUGUAAUUGAUAGCCUGCAAUCAAAGUCAAAGUCAUUUCUAAGCUAAACUUUUUUAAAUGUCAUCCAAAAUCCGUAUCAAUUAAUGCUCAAAUGUCCUUUCUUCAUUUGCCAGAAAAUGUAUAAUGAAUUCAUCAGCAAGAAACAACGAGCAACAAUCAGUGAAUCAGUGCCAUCUUCCCUUGGGAAAUCUCUGAAAGACAAAAUCGAGCUGCUUGGAAGUCGCGUGGGUCUACCGUUGAGAAAUUAA